UGUGUAGGGUUUUGUAAGGACUUUGACUUUUAUGUGACGUGAAGAUUUCUUGGAGGAUUUUGAGAAAAGGAAUGGCGUAACCUGACACAUUUUAAAAGCAUCACUCAGACUCUUCUUUUGAGAAAGGACUGUAGGGGAGGGAAAGUGACAGGAGGGGCGAAAUGAAUGUCAUGAACCAGGGUGGUUCUAGUGGAGGUGGUAAGAAGUGAUCAGAUUCUUUCUACGAUUGAAUAAAAGGCAUGAGAGAAAGAGAAGAGUCUUGGAUGACUCCAAGAUUUUUUAACCAAGUGACUGGAAGGAUGGAGUUACCAUCAGUUGAGAUGGGACAGACUUCAGGUGGAGCAAGUUUGAAGGGUAAGAUCAAGACUUCAGUAACGGAAUGUUAUGUUAAGUUUGAGAUGCUUACUCGUCAUCAUGUUGUCAGGUAGUCAGUUGGGAUGUGUGAUUCUGCAGCAGGAGAGAGAGAUGUGGGCUAGAGAGCAAAACUAGAGAGUCAUCAGCAAACGGAUAGUAUUUGAAACCAUUAUAAUGAGUGUUGAUAAAGAACUGAAAAAUAGAAGAGGAUGAAGGACUGAACCCUGGAGCAGUCCCACAUGAAGAGCUGGAGAGAAAAGGAGGACCUAGUAAAGGAAAAUGAGAAGUGAAUGUUCAGGAGCAAAGCACUUGAUGAAGUGAAGUGUGGAUCCUUUGAAAAAGGCAGAUGCAUGAAGUCUGAAGCAGUGAAUAAUGAUGAGGUGGAGCUUGUCCGAACUGGCUAUGGGAAGGAUAUGGUAAAAAUUCUCCAUAUUCAGCGAGAUGGAAAAUAUCACAGCAUUAAAGAAGUGGCAACUUCAGUGCAACUUACUCUGAGCUCCAAAAAAGAUUACCUGCAUGGAGACAAUUCAGACCUCAUCCCUACAGACACCAUCAAGAACACAGUUCAUGUCCUGGCAAAGUUCAAAGGCAUCAAAAGCAUAGAAACGUUUGCUGUGAAUAUCUGUGAGCAUUUCCUUUCUUCUUUUAACCAUGUUAUUCGAGUUCAAGUCUAUGUGGAAGAAGUCCCUUGGAAACGUUUUGAAAAGAAUGGAGUUAAGCAUGUCCAUGCAUUUAUUCAUACUCCCACUGGAACGCACUUCUGUGAGGUUGAACAGUUGAGGAGUGGAUCUCCAGUCAUUAAUUCUGGAAUCAAAGACCUCAAAGUCCUGAAAACAACCCAGUCCGGAUUUGAAGGAUUCAUCAGGGACCAGUUCACCACCCUCCCUGAGGUGAAGGACCGGUGCUUUGCCACCCAAGUGUACUGCAAGUGGCGCUACCACCAGGGCAGAGACGUGGACUUUGAGGCCACCUGGGACACUGUUAGGGACGUUGUCCUGAAGAAAUUUGCUGGACCCCAUGACAAAGGCGAGUACUCGCCCUCUAUCCAGAAGACCCUCUACGACAUCCAGAUGCUCUCCCUGAGCCAGGUUCCUGAGAUAGAAACUAUGGAAAUCAGCCUGCCAAACAUUCACUACUUUAACAUAGACAUGUCCAAAAUGGGACUGAUCAACAGGGAAGAGGUCUUGCUACCAUUAGACAAUCCAUAUGGCAGAAUUACUGGUACGGUCAAGAGGAAGCUGACUUCAAAGCUGUAACAUUGUGGCCACCAGUGGGAGUCCAUUCUCAGUUGAGGCAUUCCUUAAGCCACUUGUGAUGCUGGAAAUCAUAGUGUGUAGCCAUGCAAAAUUUCAACCUAGUAUGUUGAUUUAUAGUGUUCAUUUUGCGCCUACAUGAAAGAAUUCUUCUACACCUAGCUCAGCAAAGUGUUCCAGAAUUAGUAAUUAUAACAUGCUUUGUGGACACAGUUUACUUCACAAAUGCUGAGCAGUAUUAGAAUAAUCAUAAAUCAAUAUUUCAUUUCAGUGGUCUUGUUCCUUCCUAUCUCAGAGAAGCUUUAGAAUCCAUUCAUUAAGAAGAUAAUCAUGAAUCAAUGGAGGUGUGAUACCAGUUAAUUUUGUGCGCAAAUUUAAGAAGUCAGCAUUGUUUUCAUCCUACUGAUGCUAAAACUUGCUCCUUGGUAAUGCAGAAAAUGUAAUGAUAAUAUAUUUUGAAAAAUAUCACCAUUGUGACUUCAAUUAGACUAAAUACUUGAGUUCCUAAGAAUGCUCUAGCAUAUGUAUCAUUGGGAGUAUAUUUCCACUCUAAAAGUACUUUUGUAAUCUUAAUGUAUUGGUUUUAUGACUUUUACAACCCUUAAAGAAUAUUUAGUAUACACUGAGGCACUGAAAAAAAGUGUAAAUGGUUUUUCUUUGAAUAAUGCAUCACUUUGGCACAAAGAGCCACGUUUAUUAAGUGGUAAGUCAAUACCCAGGUGGUUGAAUAUACAUAUAGAAAGACUAGAGACUAUAUUUAUGAAAAUAUCAGCAAUGAUGAUUUCUGGAUGGUGGGAUUACGAGUGAUUUUUAUUUUUUUUGUCAUGUGAUUUUCUGAAUCUUCCAGAUAUGAACAUUUAUUACUUUUAUAAUCAGGGAAAUAAAUUUAACUGAUGAUUUAAAGAUGUA
Balaenoptera acutorostrata (minke whale) is the source of this 2516-nucleotide messenger RNA. Its product is annotated as uricase. Gene Ontology annotation, cellular component: peroxisome. NCBI's taxonomy places the organism in Eukaryota, Metazoa, Chordata, Mammalia, Artiodactyla, Balaenopteridae. Gene Ontology annotation, molecular function: urate oxidase activity. The record is from RefSeq and is a predicted model, not a curated record. Gene Ontology annotation, biological process: urate catabolic process; purine nucleobase catabolic process. The transcript has 9 exons. Bases 645 to 1610 code for a protein of 321 amino acids.